This is a messenger RNA of Diabrotica balteata, 2643 nucleotides long. Lineage: Eukaryota; Metazoa; Arthropoda; Insecta; Coleoptera; Chrysomelidae. The record is from the annotation of a GenBank genome assembly.
AUGUACAAUCACACUUCUUCCGUCUACAAUAAUUCAUGUGUUAAAGUUCCACGAAAUCCAAUAAUUGGGUUGCCUCUGCCAAGUUACGAACAAAAUUACAAAUAUCUUAUUGAAAAUCAAGAUAGAGCACUGAAUAUUAAUUUGAUGGAAACGAAGAAAUACUUAGACAAGGAAACAACCAAAUCUUUCGUGGAAUUUUUUACAAACAUUCCCGAUUACGACGAAAUUCAUCAUCUUUCAAAUAAAGAGUUUUACGAGAAACUUGAAAAUUUAAGAGAAAAGAAAAAGUUGUUCGAAGAAAACUUACACAAAGAAAUUAAAUUCGACCCAAAAAAUUCUGAAGCUAUAGAAGAAUAUAAGAAGCAGAAACUUGGUGCAAACAAAAGUAAAGAAAAGAAGAAACCUACCAUCAAACCAUCAAACAGAGCUACCAGAGUUAAGGAAACAUUAAAUCCUAUAUUGACACCCGAUAUCGAUUCAGAAUUUUCCGACAGAGAAGAACGUAAAGAAAAGAAGAAAUCAUCACUAAAACCAUACUUUAAUCAUCUAAGUAAGAAUUUACAUCCAGCAAUAACUCCUGAUUUAGAUUCAGAGUAUUCAGACAAGGAUAUUUUAAACAAACCUCCUUCCAGAAGAUCAGUAAGAAUAGAAACUCCCAGUGACAGAUUUUCUAAUGACGAAACUCCAGAACCAUUUUUCAGAUCAAAGUCAAGAGCAAACAUUUCCUCUAAUAACUUUAAAAGAAGUGCAAGCCUUACAGGAUGGGAUGACUGGAGAUCAAAAUCUAGAACACAAUUUUCAUCGCUUGAUUUGAAAACCAGAAAUAACGGAUAUUCAGAUUAUAAUUUUAAACCUAAUAGCUCCUAUUCUUCCCAAAAUUUUAGAAGUGGAAAUCUAACUGAUUAUGAAGACUUAAAAUCAAGAUCCGGUGGAAAUUACUUAAAAAGUACUGGAAAUCUUUCUCAUUAUGAAGAUUACAAACCAUUCAGUGAUUUUAAAAAUACAAAGGUAAAUUGUGAAGAUUUAAAUUUAAAAUCAAAAACAAAUUAUGAAGCUACUAACAACAAAUCUAAGAGUUCAGAGCUCAAAAGUAUCGAUAACAGUGAUGCCGAUGGUUUAAGGCCAAAGUCAAGAGCAAAUGAUCUUAAAACUUCAGGUAAUCUUACUGAUUGGGAGGAUUUAAGCAUUGAAAACUUAAAUUUAAAUUCAGUGAGCAACAGUCCGGAACCUUUGCAAACGAGAAGUGCACCAACUUCUCCAGUGAAAUCAAAUCCUAAAAAUGAUUGGACUGGGGAAAUUACAAUCCCAAAACCAUUUCAGAUGACUGUCAGAGAUGAGGAAAAUAAAAUAGUUGAAGAGUUAUUUUUUAAAAUGAAAAAACCCAAGGACGAUAAACCAGAAAUGUUUAAAGCAAAUGAUGUACCCGUAGAAUCACAGAUCCCUUUGUUUGAUAAAAUAAUGGCUGAUCAACAGCGAAGGAGUUUUGUCUCUAAACAGAAAAGGAAAGCUGCUUUAAGAGCUUCAAUGAGACCAUUCUCAUUUACAAAAAGAGAUGAAGAAAUCCAGGAGCUUACCAGAGAAUUGUCGAAGUCUUCCCCUAACUUAUACAUCGAUCCUCCCUUAAAAAUUAAAAAAUUUAAGGCAAAGCCUAUUCCAAAGAAUUUAUUUAGUAAUUAUAUAUAUCGAAAAAUGCAUGAAGAUGAAUAUUACAGGGCACUUCAGAAAAAAAUUCGAGCAGAAGAACUGUUAAAAGCUGCUUCUUUGCCACCAUCAAUGGCCAAGCGAGAAAGAUCAAAACCAAAACUGAACGUUUGUCCACGAUCAUUCAGUAAUCUUUCUACAGAAGAAAAAGUUAUCAAAAAAUCUAAAUUUGUUCCAAAUUAUAGAGCUUAUCAAGAUAAAUUUGAAAAAGAACUUGAAGAUAUGAAAAAUGAAUUCAUUUCUACAAGUCCUAGACCUUUUAAAUUAAAAACUUCAAAAAGAGCUCGAAGACACUUAAGACAGUCUUCUGCCAGUAGCAAGACUUCGUCUUCCAAAACUGCAACCCCAUGCUCCUUUGAUAUGUCUUCAAUAAAUACUUCAAACUUGGCUGCUAUUCUUAGAAUCCAAUCUGCGAGGCAAAAAAUUGAAAUGGAAAUGAUACGAGCGUUGGACGAAGCUCAAAGAAGAGACGAAGCAAGAUGGAGGGAAAAAUUAUUUCGAAAAAAGCCUAUUUGGCAUAAUUUAGCGUAUAACCAUGAGGAUGACUUAGCAAUACGAUUGCAAUUACGAAGAGAUGAAGAAAAAUUGAGAAAAGAAGAACACAAAAUGAGAAUGUCGCUAAUGUAUGGAAGAGUACAGAAGCAACCUACUCUUUUCGAAAGACAAUCACAGAUGAAAUAUCCUGUAACACGGGAAGAAUUAGAGGAUCAACUCCGUGAGAUGUAUGGAAAGAAAAAUGAGUCCAUCAGAAGUAUCAGUAAUCUAUCCGGAAAAAAGUCAGUGGUAGGAAUAAACUUCAGUAAAUCAAAUCCGGCAGAUUGCAGUUUUAAUAUUGACUUGGACGACAUUGAAAGUAAAGAAAAAGAAAGUUUGGAGGAAAAGGAAAAAUGCGAUUGCCUCAGUGAUGAUAUUGAUAAUGAUCCUGAUUCCAAAUUGGUUUAA